Messenger RNA from Nicotiana attenuata, 1401 nucleotides. RefSeq names its product dof zinc finger protein DOF1.8-like. The transcript has 2 exons. Gene Ontology annotation, biological process: regulation of DNA-templated transcription. Bases 179 to 931 code for a protein of 250 amino acids. The record is from RefSeq and is a predicted model, not a curated record. Gene Ontology annotation, molecular function: DNA binding; DNA-binding transcription factor activity. Lineage: Eukaryota; Viridiplantae; Streptophyta; Magnoliopsida; Solanales; Solanaceae.
CACUCUCACAUUCUCUAGACACAGUACAGCCAUAUACAUACACAAAAAGCUAGCACAUAGAACUGUCCACAAACCAUCUCAAACAUUCCUUUUUCUUCAUUUAAAAACACUCAAAAAUCUGCUAUUUUUCUUUUUGCAUAAAAUACCUUCUGCUUGUUGCUCCUCUCCUUCUUCAUCAAUGGAUACUGCUCAAUGGCCACAGGAGAUAGUGGUGAAACCCAUGGAAGAGAUAAUACCAAAAAAUACAAACACAAUUACUACAAUAUGCUCAUCAAAACCUAGUACUCAUAUUGAAAGGAAAAUCAAGCCUCAUCAAAAGGACCAAGCAUUGAAUUGUCCAAGGUGCAAUUCAAAAAAUACAAAGUUUUGUUAUUACAACAACUAUAGUCUUUCUCAACCAAGAUAUUUUUGCAAGACUUGUAAAAGAUAUUGGACUGAAGGUGGAUCUCUUAGAAGUAUUCCUGUUGGUGGGGGUUCAAGAAAAUCCAAAAAAUCAUCAUCUUCUACUAAUUCUUCUUCAUCAAAUUCUAUGUCGCGCGAACUUUCCAAAAAUAUUGUCGCUCCAGUGUUGAAUCCUCCUAAGAUGGAAGGGAGUCAAGAUCUCAACUUGGGAUUUUCUUGUGAUUUCAAGAAUAUCUCUGAGCUAAUCCAAGUACCUAAUAAUUCUUUUAUGCCAAUGCCAAUCUCUGAUCCAAAUUCAGUUUAUUCAUCACUAAAUUUCUCUUUGGAUUAUGGCCUUGGAAUUAGUGGUGACUAUGAAAAUAAUCUUCAAGAUGUGCAAGAUAGUACAACAAGUGGAAGACUUUUGUUUCCUUUUGAAGAUCUAAAGCAAGUUUCAAACACAAGUAUUGAUGGUCCUGAGGAAAAUAGAGAUGGGGAAUCAAAUGGAUAUUGGAAUGCAGUUUUAGGAGGAAAUGGAGGAUCUUGGUAAUUAAUGGAAAUCAGCCACCGACGCUUGCAUUAUGAUAGGCUGCUUAUAUUACAUCCCUUUGAGGUACGGUUUUUCCCGGACCUUGCAUGAACACGGAAUGCUUCGUACAUCGGACUGCCCUUUUAGUCUAUAAAAUUAUUUAUCAUGGAUUUUUUUCUAUAUUUUUGUGGGGUUUUCUUUUUUAUCUUUGUGCUAUUUAUUUAGUGUUUAAUGGUGGGAUAAAUUUAAUUCCUUGAAAAGCUAACUCAUAGGAUUAAAGGGUUAUCUAAUCUCCUAGAUCUCUUUAUUUUGCAAUGUAGUUAAUAUCUUUAAUUCAACUUUUGGUCAUGGUUGGGUGGGAGGUUUGAAGCUUAUUUUAGAUUGGCUUCACUACAGUGAACUGGUGGAGAAAAUAACAUGUAAUGCAUUAUGUAUAAUUGUAUAUUGACCUAAGUUUGUAUUGAGUUUGUGAAAAUCAUCAUUUAAAGUUA